AUGUUGGACAUGCCACUAUCGUUUUACUUUAUCAUUGCUAUAUUUGUGAUACACUUUGUUAGCAGACAUAUAGCCCGCCAAAUCUCACCUACGCCAAGCACAUCAAACAUACCUGUCAUGAUCAACCGCAGAGGCGGCCGUGUCAUUCCCGGCCUGCGUGGUGGACCUGGAGGGCUAUUGGGUAGGCCGAGGGUACCAAUACCUCCACAGGACGACAAGUCGGUUGAAGGCGAACAAUCAUCAUCAAGCACCACUACGGACUCGGAGGAGUUCGACCCAGAUCUUGACGAUGUCCUCGCAGUGAAAGACCUACUCAAGCGUGCCGGCAGUCUUCCAGAUGAGAUAGCAUUGAUGAUCCUGGAUAGUGCCGAGUAUUGGGCUUGUUCUUCGACAACUAUUGAUUAUACGAACUUGCCACAAAAGCACUUGGUUAUCCGAGGAGGCAGGCCAAAUGAGAACCAAUUCCUGGUACGCAGUGAGCCAUUGGGCAUGACGUCCUGGGCGCCUGAUCAACAGGAGGCUUGGCGACUGCAGGCCAUUCCACAGCCUCUUCAGCAUGAACUGCCUCGCGAGAUCCUUGAACAAUACGUUGACAAGCGUCUCGAUGCUGUCCUUGGAAGCCCGUGUCGCAAGAUUGUCUUCAAAAUCCAAUCCACUGACCAAGGCUGGGGAGGUAAUCAUGAAGAUCGUGGGACUUAUAGAGGAUCAUGGACCUGGUUCGAUGCUGGCCUCGAACGUUUCGAAUCCACCACAGAGUCAACAAGUGACUCUAAACACUCACUCAGCAUUCCGGUCAAUGCAUUACGACCAAUCUGGCCAACCAUAACCGAGGACAGCCCCGGCUCAACUACAUAUGACCAUGGUCUUCAUGCCCAACCAGACCACAAAAUACAGUGCAACAAGACUGCGACACGCGGCACCCAAGAUCAUGUGGUUGAAUGGCGUUAUACAGACGAUAUUGACCCUGAGUUCUCAGCGGCCGAUGAGUUAGAAGCGGCUGGUCGUGGACGUGCUACUGGCAACGGAGAGUUUGUCAGAAACUUGAAGCUGGGUGACGUUGUUACAGUAUGGGGCAGGGCCAGGUUUGGAGCAUGGCAUAAUCAGAUCAAGAGAGUUGAACUGAAGGUUUACUGGAAAGCUGUAUAA
Molecule: messenger RNA, 1146 nt
Organism: Truncatella angustata
Lineage: Eukaryota; Fungi; Ascomycota; Sordariomycetes; Amphisphaeriales; Sporocadaceae
Exons: 1
Coding region: 1-1146 (381 amino acids)
Source: RefSeq, a predicted model, not a curated record